CCUCGCUUCCGCCUGUUUCCAGGCAACCCUGGCCCCGCCCCGCGAUGGCGCCUGAGGACCACGAGGGGGCCACGUCUCUGCUGCAGAGUUUCGAGCGCCGCUUCCUGGCGGCUCGCGCGCUGCCCUCUUUUCCCUGGCAGAGCCUAGAAGAAAAACUAAGGGAGCCCUCAGGUUCUGAGCUGUUGCUGGCUAUUUUGCAGAAGACUGUGAAGCACCCUGUGUGUGUCCAGCAUGGGCCCUCUCUGAAGUAUUCCCGCUGCUUUCUCUCGAAGCUCAUCAAAAAGCCUUCAGGAGACUCAGUCACACUCUCUGAGAGCACAGCCAUCGUGUCCCAUGGCACCACAGGCUUGGUUACAUGGGACGCUGCUCUCUACCUGGCAGAAUGGGCCAUCGAGAACCCAGCAGCCUUCACUGACAGGACUAUCCUGGAGCUAGGCAGCGGAGCUGGCCUCACAGGCCUGGCCAUUUGCAAAGCAUGCUACCCCAGAGCAUACGUCUUCAGCGACUGUCAUGCCCAAGUGCUUGAGCAGCUCCGUAGAAACGUUCUCCUCAACGGCUUCUCCUUAGAGCUGCACACUCCCAUUGACUCAGGCAGCCCGAAGGUGACAGUGGCCCAGCUGGACUGGGACGAGGUGACAUCCUCUCAGCUCUCUGCCUUCCAGGCAGACACUGUCAUUGCAGCAGAUGUACUGUACUGCGGGGAAGUGACACUGUCACUGGUCAGGGUCCUGAGGAUGCUCACUGACUGCCAGAGGAAGAAGGCUCCUGACGUCUAUGUGGCCUAUACGAUCCGCAGCCAGGACACGGGCAAGCUGUUCAUCACAGAGCUGGACCGCGCUGGGAUACACUGGGAAGAGGUGGCCCCUCACACUGGCAAACUGUUCCCUUAUGAAGAGCAUUCGGCCAUCGUAAUCCUGAAGCUCACGCUGACCGGUCGCCAUGGUGUUUGAAGGUGAUCUGAAAACUGAGAUGGCUGUGGUGGGAAAGCGGACAGCUCCUGUUAACAACCACAAUGCACAGGAAGCACAGGCUGUGACGCUGGUGCCUGCCCUCGGCAGCUCACUGGGGUGGACACAGGCUCAGAGCAAGCAUUCCACUGUACAAAUAAAUAUGUAAAUUUAUUAACUAUGACUGUCCUGUCAGCUCAGCCUUGCUCAGCUAAGCCGGGUGAACACAGGAUAUCCCAGAGCUCACAGCAGCCAGCAGAACCAGAAUACAAGGAAUGUGAAGAGUCCAGAAACAAAAACCCAGGAUGAAGAAGUUGGUUGGCAGGGUCACCGGAAGUAACAAAAGUCCUCAGUUCGGAAGAGCUUCUCAGAUGCUGGAUGAUUCUUUUCCUGGGUGUAACCACUGCCGUCCUCAGGCUUCUGACCACUAGGGGGCACUCAAGAGCCCUGGCAGGAAGGGUGGGCACAGGAUGGAUGGGGCCUACCCUCUGGGCCUGGAGGUCAUUUGUGAGUGACCAACAACGGCAGCACAGUCUGCUGCCAGCUCUCAUCCCAUCGUAGCUGCUCUGACUCCUGGAGUCUCUUCCGGAACUGGCUCAGCUUCCCAGCAGGGUCGGGAAACUUUGAGAAAAGCAUCUAGAGGAAAAGGCAGACUGGACUUAGCUCUGCACCAGGCCAGGCUCUUCCUGCUCAUGUCCAGCAGUGCCCUCCCCUCACUGGACACUGGAUGGGUCCAUCUUCUACAGCCCUGCCCUGGAGAGUGGCCAUCCUCUACCUGCCGUCCCCUUCCCUCCCCCUCCCAUCCUCAACACAACUGUACAGAGGUAGUGAUGGAAAUCUUUAAUGCAUCUAUCAGGGACCAGCAAACUGCAGCCUUCAGGCUGGGUUCUGCCCACCUGGCUUUGUAAAUAAAGUUCUAUUAGAACUCAGA
This is a messenger RNA of Rattus norvegicus (Norway rat), 1878 nucleotides long. It is a transcript of the gene Eef2kmt, whose product is annotated as eukaryotic elongation factor 2 lysine methyltransferase. The record is from RefSeq and is a predicted model, not a curated record. Gene Ontology annotation, cellular component: protein-containing complex. Gene Ontology annotation, molecular function: protein methyltransferase activity; N-methyltransferase activity. NCBI's taxonomy places the organism in Eukaryota, Metazoa, Chordata, Mammalia, Rodentia, Muridae.